Molecule: messenger RNA, 733 nt
Organism: Schistosoma bovis
Lineage: Eukaryota; Metazoa; Platyhelminthes; Trematoda; Strigeidida; Schistosomatidae
Source: the annotation of a GenBank genome assembly
GCUUCAUAAAGAUUGAACAUUCGGGCUACUUGUACAUUGAGCAAUUUCAGGUCGAAGUUUAAAUGAUUUGAAGUAGGUAAACAGCUGAUCUCUGACGGUUGAGAUGUUGAAACGCCGAAAUCUGUUCAAUUGGUUCGGUUCAAACCUCAGUUGUGUUACAUAUGUAAAUUCAAUCCAUUCAGUUGCCUGUGCAAUAUCAGGCGGUGUAGAUAGUGCUGUAUCUGCAUAUCUUCUCAAGAAGAGAGGAUUUCAAGUCAAAGGUGUAUUUAUGACUAACUGGGAUUCCUUGGAUGAAAAUACUGACUGUUCUUUAGACAAAGACCGUCAAGAUGCUCAGUUUGUUUGUGAUCAUUUGGGGAUACCUUUUUUCGAGAAAAAUUUUGUUAAAGAAUAUUGGAAUUACGUGUUUUUACCGCUUAUCAAGUCCUAUGAGCAGGGAGCUACACCAAAUCCAGAUAUAUUGUGUAAUAGAUUUGUAAAAUUCAAUUUGCUAACAAGGGCAGUGUUAAAAAGCAAGAACCAAUGCGCUGAUGAUGACGUUCAAGCAUCUUCAAAUUUGGCUGCAGACGCAAUUGCCACUGGCCAUUACUGUCAAAAUUCUUUUGGAAAUUAUCUGCAAUACCGAAAGGACAAUAUUGAGGCCAGAUUAUUACGUUCUGUUGAUAGAGUGAAAGACCAGACAUUUUGGCUAUCGACUGUAAGAGUUGAUGGUGAUCCUACGAUACAGACAUAA